Molecule: messenger RNA, 1478 nt
Organism: Chlamydomonas reinhardtii
Lineage: Eukaryota; Viridiplantae; Chlorophyta; Chlorophyceae; Chlamydomonadales; Chlamydomonadaceae
Exons: 3
Coding region: 84-596 (170 amino acids)
Source: RefSeq, a predicted model, not a curated record
GAUCCAUUGGAAUACACAUCACCUCCACGCAUACAUAACAAGCGCUCAUCCAAAACCGCAUCGCCGAGCACAGCAACUUACAGAUGACAACCGCAACAGAACGUAAAAAAGCCGAAACAGAGGCAAAAGCAACAGCAGCGGAGCCGGAGCCCAGCGAACAAGCUGGAGCCGCUGGCGAAGAGGGCGGCGAGGGUGACUCUGCUCGCUGCCCCAUCUGCCAAUUCAUCGAGGCUGGCGAAUGCGGGGGUGUGCACAAGGAGUGGGUGGCCUGCCGGGAGGAGGCAAAGGCCGCGGGCAAGGACUAUAUUGACGAGUGUCAGGACAAGUUCAAGUCGUUCCUGCAAUGCGCGGUGACGCACCGAGACUACUACGAGCCCUUCCUGGAGAUGCUUGGCGGAGUGCCCGACCCAGAUGAAGAGGAAGAGGAGGCGGCGGCGGCGGCAGGAGGAGGAGGAGGGGAGGCAGGAGAGGGGCAAGGCAAGCCUGGCACAGCAGCAGGGGCGGCGGCGGCAACGGCACCUGCGGUGGGCACGGCGGGGGGUCCCGCCGGGAAGGCGGCGGCGGGCGGGGCGGUAGGAGCAGGGCAAGGGAGUUGAAAGGGCGGGGGCGGUGAUGGUGCACGAGGGGGCGGGCGAGCGCUUGGUGUGCUGCGAGAGGACCGUAAGAGGGUGAUGAGAUCUGGUCUUGUGUGUGUGUGCGUGUUAGUGUGUCUGCAGGUGCGUGUGUGGGGUGGGUGGCAGCAUCGAGGGCGGAGCGGGGCCGAGGAAGUGUAUGUGGCAGAGUGGCAGUGGGCACAGUGGUAGUGGGCACAGUCAGGCAGUGGCGAGGCCGUGACGACCAUUAAGACGUAUAGGAGAUGCGUAAGGGAACGAAAUGCGUACGAUGCCAUGCAGGAGCUCAUAAGGCCUGCUGGGCGCAUGGGCGCAUGCGGGCGUAUGGGCUCCUUUUCCAUGCAACACUUCCGCAACACUCGUCAUAUGCAGGGCUGAUGUGAAAACUGGGCAGGUGGUGAGCGGACUUAACUGAGAGUUAGCUGGGCAGUGUAUGUUUAGUAAACGACCAAGUGAACAUGAGAGCGUGUGGGCGUGUGGUGGCCGGGGUGGGCUUUGGGCUCGAGUUGAGCGGGUUUAGCUUGCGUCGUGGAACUUAUUCGUAGCAAGCACGGCCGCCCGUGGUUGCAGUGGCAAUUGUGGCGCCGGAGGGUGCGCGGCGUGUGUCUGUGGGGUGGGCGGGGUCGUGGAGGAACAAGGAGUUGCUGCUGGAACCACUCCUGGCCCCACCCCGGGAAAACUGCGAAAGCCCUGAUCAGGUUGCUGGCGUGCCGCCAAAGGAACUCGUCUGCAGCGUGGCGCCGGGCUGUGAGCUCGGUAGCAAAGUCGGGGACCCUUCAAGGGCUGCAGCGGAUUGAAGUCGCGGUUCAUAUUGAAAGGGAAUGACGUUUGAUGCCACUCGGGCUGGCCUGAUUGAACUCCACUACC